Molecule: messenger RNA, 18013 nt
Organism: Numida meleagris (helmeted guineafowl)
Lineage: Eukaryota; Metazoa; Chordata; Aves; Galliformes; Numididae
Gene: APC
Product: APC, WNT signaling pathway regulator
Exons: 18
Coding region: 650-9277 (2875 amino acids)
Biological process (GO): Wnt signaling pathway; cell fate specification; positive regulation of protein catabolic process
Cellular component (GO): catenin complex; beta-catenin destruction complex; cytoplasmic microtubule
Molecular function (GO): gamma-catenin binding; beta-catenin binding; microtubule binding
Source: RefSeq, a predicted model, not a curated record
CACGGAAUCGGGCCUAACGCCCGUAAACCGUUGACAGAAGGGAAGUCCUGAUUUCACAUCAAACCACCACCUUCAUUCUUCUCCUUGUCAUGGUCUUUUGAAGAAUGCAAAGAAUGUGGACUGCUGCUUAUUUUGGCACCUUCAUCAGCCAGGCUAUAUUUUGGUUGGAGGAGCAGAUGAUGCUUCUCCUUACAGUGAUUCAUGAGUGCAGGCCAAGAGAAUGAGCUGUGAAGAAUGUCAUUGCUGGGACAAAACAUACCGCAUUCUGCACUGCCUGGAGUUGAAGGUGCUGCAGGUUGAGUGCUGUGAGUGAUGAAGCUUCUGCAGACUUUGAAAAUGGGAUGGACUAUAGAAUUUGCAGUGUACUUAAUCAUGUUAGUGAACUUGAGGAGCAUUGUCUGAAGAAUAUAACAGUGGAUGGAAAACUCUUGUCAAAUUACAAAUUAAUUCAGAGAAGAACAGAACAGAAAGAAAGACCCCACAAAAAAACACCCUUUGCCUUAUUCCCUAGUCAGAAGGAUUUAAGAAGGUCAGGUAUACUAACACUUGUGUGCUUUGUUCCACUGUCCACAAAGAUGACCUUCAUGAAGAAGUGGAUAGAAGAUCUAAGAAGAAAAUCUUCUCAGUGCAGGUCUGAGGGUAGCCCAGGAUGGCCGCAGCUUCUUAUGAUCAGUUGUUAAAGCAAGUUGAGGCAUUAAAGAUGGAGAACUCCAACCUUCGGCAAGAGCUAGAGGACAACUCAAAUCACCUAACAAAACUGGAAACUGAGGCAUCUAACAUGAAGCAUGAAGUCAUGGGAGAGACUGGAGAUUUUCAUUAUUUUAAGGUGGUUGACCCUGUGGGUAUUUGCACAUAUCAAGAGGAGGUGCUGAAACAGCUACAAGGAAGUAUUGAAGAUGAGGCAAUGGCAUCAUCUGGACAAAUUGACUUACUGGAACGACUUAAAGAACUGAACUUGGAGAGUACCAGCUUUCCUGGAGUGAAGUUAAGGCCAAAAGUGUCUGUGCGCUCAUAUGGGAGCCGGGAAGGGUCUGUGUCAAGCCGUUCAGGAGAGUGCAGUCCUGUUCCCAUGGGAUCAUUUCCAAGAAGAGGAUUUAUGAAUGGAAGCAGAGAAAGCACUGGUUAUUUAGAAGAGCUAGAAAAAGAGAGAUCUCUUUUGCUUGCGGAACUUGAGAAGGAAGAGAAAGAAAAGGACUGGUAUUAUGCCCAGCUUCAGAACCUUACUAAAAGGAUUGAUAGUCUUCCCCUUACUGAAAAUUUCUCCUUGCAAACAGAUAUGAACAGAAGGCAGCUGGAGUAUGAGGCAAGGCAAAUCAGAGCUGCAAUGGAAGAACAAUUGGGAACUUGUCAGGACAUGGAGAAGCGAGCACAGGUGAGGGUGGCAAGAAUUCAACAGAUAGAGAAGGAUAUUCUUCGUAUACGACAGCUCCUGCAAUCACAAGCAGCAGAAGCAGAGAGAGCACCUCAAGGCAAGCAUGAUGCAGGUUCCCAUGAUACAGAGAGGCAGAGCGAAGGUCAAGGAGCACCAGAAAUCAGUAUGUCAACUAGCAAUACUGGUCAGGGUUCUGCUGCUCGAAUGGACCAUGAGACAGCCAGUGUUAUGAGUUCUAGUAAUAGCUACUCUGUACCUCGCAGACUGACAAGUCACCUGGGUACCAAGGUAACCGAAGAUUACAAACCACAGGUGGAAAUGGUGUACUCAUUGUUAUCAAUGCUUGGUACUCAUGAUAAAGAUGACAUGUCAAGAACAUUGCUAGCAAUGUCUAGCUCCCAAGACAGCUGCAUAGCCAUGCGUCAGUCUGGAUGUCUUCCUCUCCUCAUCCAGCUUUUACAUGGCAACGAUAAAGACUCUGUCUUGUUAGGGAACUCUCGUGGUAGUAAGGAGGCCCGUGCCAGAGCCAGCGCAGCACUGCAUAACAUCAUUCACUCCCAGCCUGAUGAUAAGCGAGGCAGACGGGAAAUCCGCGUGCUCCAUCUUUUGGAGCAGAUCCGUGCUUACUGUGAAACAUGUUGGGAAUGGCAGGAAGCACAUGAACAAGGCAUGGACCAAGACAAAAACACAAUGCCUGCGCCAGCUGAUCAUCAAAUCUGUCCUGCAGUGUGUGUUUUAAUGAAACUUUCAUUUGAUGAAGAACACAGGCAUGCUAUGAAUGAGCUUGGAGGUUUGCAAGCCAUUGCUGAACUGCUGCAAGUGGACUGUGAAAUGUACGGACUUACAAAUGACCAUUAUAGUGUUACAUUGAGGAGGUAUGCUGGAAUGGCUCUGACAAACCUGACUUUUGGAGAUGUAGCAAACAAGGCUACAUUAUGUUCAAUGAAGGGCUGCAUGAGAGCUCUUGUAGCCCAGCUGAAAUCUGAAAGUGAAGACUUACAGCAGGUCAUUGCAAGCGUGCUGAGGAACUUGUCCUGGCGUGCAGAUGUAAACAGUAAAAAGACACUACGAGAAGUUGGGAGUGUGAAAGCACUGAUGGAAUGUGCUUUAGAAGUUAAGAAGGAAUCAACCCUAAAAAGUGUCUUGAGUGCCUUAUGGAACUUGUCAGCACAUUGUACUGAGAACAAAGCUGAUAUAUGUGCUGUUGAUGGUGCUCUUGCAUUUCUAGUUGGUACACUGACAUACCGGAGCCAAACAAACACUCUUGCCAUCAUAGAAAGUGGGGGAGGAAUAUUAAGAAAUGUUUCUAGCUUAAUUGCUACUAACGAGGACCACAGGCAAAUCUUACGAGAGAACAGUUGCUUACAAACCUUGUUACAACACUUGAAGUCACACAGUUUGACAAUAGUCAGUAACGCAUGUGGGACCCUGUGGAAUCUUUCUGCGCGAAAUGCAAAGGAUCAGGAGGCACUAUGGGACAUGGGAGCAGUCAGCAUGCUCAAAAAUCUCAUUCACUCAAAACACAAAAUGAUAGCAAUGGGCAGCGCUGCAGCUCUAAGAAAUCUCAUGGCAAACAGGCCAGCGAAAUAUAAGGAUGCUAACAUUAUGUCUCCAGGAUCAAGCUUACCAUCUCUUCAUGUUAGAAAACAAAAGGCACUGGAAGCAGAAUUAGAUGCACAACAUUUAUCAGAGACUUUUGACAAUAUUGAUAAUUUAAGCCCAAAAGCAUCUCACCGUAAUAAGCAGAGACAUAAGCAGAAUAUAUACAGUGAGUAUGUUUUGGACUCUAGUCGUCAUGAUGAUGGGGUAUGCAGAACAGAGAGUUUUAGUACUGGUAACAUGACUGUACUUUCUCCAUAUUUAAAUUCCACAGUAUUGCCUGGCUCCUCAUCUUCCAGUAGAGGAAGCCUAGAAAAUUGUCUAUCUGAGAAAGACAGAAGUCUUGAUAGAGAUCGAGCAGUAGGUUUAAAUGCCUAUCAUCCAGCUACAGAGAACAGUGGAAACUCCUCUAAGAGAAUAGGAAUGCAAAUUUCUACAGCUGCAGCUCAGAUUGCCAAGGUUAUGGAAGAAGUGACAAGCAUGCAUAUUCCACAGGAAGACAGAAGUUCCGGUUCCACUUCUGAAAUGCACUGUUUGACAGAAGACAGAAAUGCCACAAGGAGACCAGCCACUGCCCAUACUCACUCAAAUACAUACUUUCCUAAAUCUGAGAAUUCAAGCAGGCCAUGUCCUGUGCCUUACACAAAAAUGGAAUACAAGAGAGCAUCAAAUGACAGUUUAAAUAGCGUCAGCAGCAGCGAUGGCUAUGGUAAAAGAGGCCAAAUGAAACCUUCCAUUGAAUCUUACUCUGAGGAUGAUGAAAGUAAAUUUUGUAGUUACGGGCAAUAUCCAGCUGACUUGGCACAUAAGAUACAUAGUGCAAAUCACAUGGAUGACAAUGAUGGAGAACUAGACACUCCUAUUAACUAUAGUCUUAAAUAUUCAGAUGAACAGUUAAAUUCUGGAAGGCAGAGUCCUUCUCAGAAUGAAAGAUGGGCAAGGCCUAAGCAUAUAAUAGAUGAUGAAAUGAAACAAAAUGACCAAAGGCAGUCAAGGAGCCAAAGUGCAACCUACCCUGUGUACACUGAAAGUGGAGAUGAUAAACACAUGAAAUAUCAAUCAGCUUUUGGACAGCAAGAUUGUGUUCCUUCAUUUAGAUCAAGAGGAUCCAAUGGUUCAGAUCAGAACAGAGUAGGGUCAACUCUUGCAAUUAAUCAGAAAGUAAAUCAGUCCUUGUGCCAGGUUGAUGAUUAUGAUGAUGAUAAGCCAACCAACUACAGUGAACGUUAUUCUGAGGAGGAACAUCAUGAAGAGGAAGACAGACCAACCAAUUAUAGCAUAAAGUACAAUGAAGAGGAACAUCAUGUUGAUCAGCCCAUUGAUUAUAGUCUAAAGUAUUCAACAGAAGUUCCUCCCUCUACUCAGAAACCAUCUUUUACUUUUUCAAAGACUUCUUCAGUGCAAAGCACUAAAACUGACCAUAUUUCCUCAAGCAGUGGGAACACAUCAGCCCCUUCAGCUGGUUCGAAGAGGCAGAAUCAGCUUCACCCAAGCUCUGCACAGAGCAGAGGCGGUCAUGCUCAAAAGACUGCCUCCUGUAAGACUCCUUCUAUUAAUCAAGAAACUAUACAAACUUACUGUGUGGAAGAUACACCAAUAUGUUUUUCAAGGUGUAGCUCUUUGUCAUCUUUGUCAUCAGCUGAAGAUGAAAUAGGACGUGAUCAAUCCACACGUGGGACGGAUACUAACAAUACACUACAAAUAGCAGAACUGAAAGAAAACAGUGGGGCUUUGUCUGCAGAAGCUGCAGCGAGUGAAAUCACAUCAACAUCACAACAUAUCAGAACAAAAUCUAGUAGACUUCCAACUUCCAGUUUAUCGCCUUCUGAUUCCUCCAGACAUAAAGCUGUUGAAUUUUCUUCAGGUGCCAAAUCCCCCUCAAAGAGUGGUGCACAGACUCCUAAAAGCCCACCAGAACACUAUGUACAGGAAACUCCUCUCAUGUUCAGCAGAUGUACCUCUGUAAGUUCCCUGGAUAGUUUUGAAAGCCGUUCAAUUGCUAGUUCAGUUCAAAGUGAGCCUUGCAGUGGAAUGGUGAGUGGUAUUAUAAGUCCAAGUGAUCUUCCAGACAGCCCAGGACAAACAAUGCCUCCAAGCAGAAGUAAAACACCACCGCCUGCUCAAGGAGUUCAAGUGAAAAGAGAUGUAGCUAAAGGUAAAGCACCUAGUGCAGAAAAGAGAGAGCCUGGUCCUAGACAAGCAGCUGUAAAUGCAGCUGUUCAGAGAGUUCAGGUACUGCCAGAUGCUGAUACGCUAUUACAUUUUGCCACAGAAAGUACACCGGAUGGGUUUUCUUGCUCUUCCAGCCUGAGUGCUCUGAGUCUUGAUGAGCCAUUUAUACAGAAAGAUGUAGAGUUAAGAAUAAUGCCUCCUGUACAUGAAAAUGAACAUGGAAAUGAAGCAGAACCUGAACAGUCAGAUGAUACAAAGGAUAACCAAGAGAAUAAAGCAGAGAAACCUUCUGAAGCAGAAAAAGAUAUUCUGGAUGAUUCUGAUGAUGAUGAUAUUGAAAUACUGGAAGAAUGUAUUAUUUCUGCAAUGCCUACGAAGUCUUCACGUAAAGCCAAGAAGCCUUCUCAAGCAUCUGCUCCAAAAAUACCUCCUCCUGUAGCAAGAAAGCCGAGCCAGCUGCCAGUUUACAAACUUCUGCCUUCCCAAAGCCGCUUGCAAACCCAAAAGCAUGUGAGUUUUACACCAGGAGAUGAUAUGCCACGAGUAUAUUGUGUUGAGGGUACACCAAUAAAUUUUUCAACAGCUACAUCUCUGAGUGAUCUCACAAUAGAAUCACCACCAAAUGAGUUGGCCAAUGUAGACAGUGUGGGUACAGGGGCAGAGUCAGGGGAAUUUGAAAAGAGGGACACUAUUCCUACAGAAGGUAGAAGUACAGAUGACUCUCAGAGAGCAAAAAACAUAACUGUGACUGGCCCAGGACUGGAUGAUGACAAAACAGAAGAGGGUGAUAUUCUGGCUGAGUGCAUUAACUCAGCUAUGCCAAAAGGAAAAAGUCACAAACCUUUUAGAGUGAAGAAAAUAAUGGAUCAAAUUCAACAAGCAUCUACAUCUCUAAAUAACAAAAGUCAAUCAGAAGGUGAGAAAAAGAAGCCAACAUCACCAGUAAAGCCUGUUCCCCAAAAUAAUGAAUACAGAGCACGUGUAAGAAAAAACACAGAGUCUAAAAGCCAAAUUAAUAAUGAAAGAAGCUACUCAGAGAACAGAGAUGCGAAGAAACAGAAUCUUAAAAAUAAUUCUAGAGAUUUUAAUGACAAACUUCCAAAUAAUGAAGAGCGUGUAAGAGGAAGCUUUACAUUUGAUUCCCCUCAUCAUUACACACCUAUUGAGGGGACUCCAUAUUGUUUUUCACGCAAUGAUUCCCUAAGUUCUUUGGAUUUUGAUGAUGAUGAUGUUGACCUUUCAAGGGAGAAGGCAGAAUUAAGAAAAGGAAAAGAAGCAAAGGAAACAGAAACUGAAGACUGCCCUAACACAGAACAGUCUUCAAGUCAGCAAGCGAGUAACAGGACGCAAGUUUGCCAAAAACACCCAACAGGCAGAAGCCAAUCUAAAACUUUCUGUCAGCCAAGUAAAGAUACUCCAGACAGAGGGGCAGCUACAGAUGAGAAGAUGCAGAAUUUUGCUAUCGAAAACACACCGGUUUGUUUUUCUCGCAAUUCAUCUCUUAGUUCCCUUAGUGAUAUUGAUCAAGAAAACAAUAACAACAAAGAAGAAGAAUCUGUAAAGCGAACUGAGGCUCCUGAUUCACAGAUAGAAUCAAACAGACCACAGACUUCUGGUUAUGCACCUAAAUCAUUUCAUGUUGAAGAUACACCAGUAUGUUUCUCUAGAAAUAGCUCUCUGAGUUCUCUAAGUAUUGACUCAGAAGAUGAUCUUUUGCAGGAAUGCAUUAGUUCUGCCAUGCCUAAAAAGAAAAAACCAUCAAGAAUAAAGAGUGAAAGUGAAAAAAGUAAUUCCAGAAAUAUAGGUGGUAUAUUGGCAGAAGAUUUGACACUGGAUUUGAGAGAGAUACAGAGGCCAGAUUCAGAACAUGGUUUCUCACCUGAUUCAGAGAACUUUGAUUGGAAAGCUAUACAAGAAGGUGCAAAUUCUAUAGUUAGUAGCCUGCAUCAAGCAGCAGCUGCUGCAUCGCUGUCUAGACAAGCUUCAUCAGACUCUGAUUCUAUCCUUUCAUUAAAAUCUGGUAUUUCUCUAGGAUCACCAUUUCAUCUUACCCCAGACCAAGAAGAGAAACCUUUUACUAGUAAUAAAGGUCCUCGAAUUCUUAAGCCAGGAGAGAAAAGUACACUGGAAUCUAAAAAAGUGGAAUCUGAAAGUAAGGGAAUCAAAGGAGGGAAAAAAGUAUAUAAAAGUAUAAUUACAGGAAAAGCUCGCUCCAAUUCUGAAGUUUCAAGCCAGUUAAAGCAACCACAACAAACAAGUGUGCCUUCAAUUUCACGUGGUAGGACAAUGAUUCAUAUUCCAGGAGUUCGAAAUAGUUCUUCAAGUACUAGUCCUGUUUCUAAAAAAGGCCCCCCAUUCAAAAACACAAAUUCCAAGAGUCCCAGUGAAGGCCAAAGUUCAGCUAGUUCUCCAAGAGGAGUCAAGUCAUCAGUAAAACCUGAGCCAUCUCCUGUAACUAGGCAACUGUCAGGGUUGAACCAGGGUGGAUCAAGUAAAGGACCUUCUAGGUCAGGAUCUAGAGACUCCACUCCUUCUAGACCUCAACAGCAGCCAUUGAGCAGGCCUCUGCAAUCUCCAGGCCGAAACUCAAUUUCCCCAGGAAGAAAUGGAAUAAGUCCUCCCAACAAACUGUCUCAGUUGCCAAGAACAUCAUCUCCUAGUACAGCUUCAACUAAAUCUUCAAGUUCAGGUAGGAUGUCAUAUACAUCACCAGGCAGGCAGAUGAGCCAGCAAAACCUUACAAAGCAAACUGCCUUACCUAAGAAUACCAGUAGCAUUCCAAGAAGUGAGUCUGCUUCCAAAGGAUUAAACCAAAUUCUUGGUAGUGGUGCACCAAACAAAAAGACUGACCUAUCCAGAAUGUCAUCAGCAAAAUCUAGUGGAAGUGAAUCUGACAGAUCUGAGAGGCCUGUUCUUGUUCGCCAGUCAACUUUUAUUAAAGAAGCUCCAAGUCCAACUCUAAGACGUAAAUUGGAAGAGUCUGCUUCAUUUGAAUCUCUGUCUCCUUCCAGACCAGAUUCUCCCACAAGGUCCCAACUACAGACCCCAGUUUUAAGUCCCUCACUUCCUGAUAUGUCUUUAUCCACUCAUUCAACUGCCCAAACUAGUGGUUGGCGAAAAUUACCCCCUAAUCUGAGCCCUUCUGUAGAAUAUGAUGGGAGACCAGCAAAACGUCAUGAUAUAGCGCGUUCUCAUUCUGAGAGUCCAUCUAGACUGCCAAUCAACAGAUCAGGAACAUGGAAACGUGAACAUAGUAAGCAUUCCUCAUCACUUCCUCGUGUGAGCACUUGGAGAAGAACAGGAAGUUCUUCCUCAAUUCUGUCAGCUUCUUCAGAAUCCAGUGAAAAGGCAAAAAGUGAAGAUGAAAAGCAGCAUGGAAGUUCUCUUUCUGGACACAAGCAAAGUAAAGAAAGCCAAGCACUAGCAAAAGGUACUUGGAGAAAAAUAAAAGAAAAUGAAAUCCCCCAAAUGAUGAGUGAUCCUCAGCAUUCUUCCUUGAGUGCCACAAGUAGCUCUGAUUCCAAAACUCUAAUCUAUCAGAUGGCACCAGCUGUCUCUAAGACUGAGGAUGUUUGGGUGAGGAUUGAAGAUUGCCCAAUUAACAAUCCUCGAUCUGGAAGGUCCCCAACUGGAAAUGCUCCUCCUGUUAUUGACAGUGUUUCAGAGAAGGGCGUUGUGAAUGGCAAAGACUCUAAAGAGAUUCAAGAAAAACAAAAUCCAGGGAAUGGAAGUGUUCCUGUUCGUACCAUUGGCUUAGAAAAUCGUCUGAACUCUUUCUUUCAGGUAGACAGUCCAGACAAGAAAGGCACUGAAACAAAACCUCUGCAGACCAAUCCUGUUCCUGCACCAGAAAAUAACGAAAGUACUGUGAGCGAGCGUACACCAUUCAGUUCCAGUAGUUCAAGUAAACAUAGCUCUCCGAUUGGUGCUGUUGCAGCAAGAGUGACUCCUUUCAACUACAAUCCAAGCCGUAGAAAGAGUAGUGUGGACAAUAGUUCUGCUCGACCAUCACAGAUACCAACGCCAGUAAAUAACAGCACAAAGAAACGUGACUCGAAGUCUGAAAAUACAGACUCCAGUGGAACUCAGAGUCCUAAACGUCAUUCUGGCUCUUACCUGGUGACUUCUGUUUAAAUACAUCAAAAAAUAAAACUGAUGUAUUAAAUACAGCAGCUACUUAGAAGUUUUAUUUCAAAUGAAACUUCAAAAGAUGGGGAUUGAUUUUUUUGUUUGUUUGUUUGUUUGUUUGUUUUUGUAAAUAGGUUUGAUUCUUGUUAGAGAGUCCUUGUUCUGGAAGCCAUAUUUGAUAGUAUACUUUGUCUUCACUGGUUAUAUUUUGGAGGAAAAUGUGAUUGACAGUUUGAAAUAAAAUUGCUAAUGCAAGUAUAUUUGUACAGUAUGUUUAACAUGUAUUUAAUUAGCAUCCCAUCCCAUAAUCCUUUAAAUAUUGCUUGUCUUGAAAUCAUUGAACACUGCAUAUAGAGAUGAUAGAGUCAUACUGCUUUAUCAAUCGUUUCUAGACUACAGAUUGACUAAACUACAUCAGGGAAGAAUUGGUAUUAUUUAUGCAAAAAAAUAUACUCAGUUUUAGUAUUUGUGAGUCCAUCUAACCCAAUAAUUAAUCAUGUGGCUGUGAAAUUCACAGUAAUAUGGUUUCUGCUGAACAAGCAUUCCUAGCUUGCUUUUCUGCAUGAAUGGAACUGAUGGUUAUUUUCUGAAGUAACUAUAACAUUUGUGGUCACAUAAUGUGCAUAGAUAGUUAUGGUGUAACCAUUUACACUUUCUUUAUGCCCUUGGGAAAAGAAAAAAACAUAGAAAAAAAGAAAACUGUGUAACUGUAAAACCUUGAGCAAAAUUAUUUCACCUGAACUAGAUUUCAUCUUCAAGUAGGUAGAUUUUUUUUUUUUUGCUAUGCUGUAACUUGUUGUAUAUUCUGAUAUUUGAGGUGAGAUGGCUGCUCUUUUAUUAAUGAGACAUGGGUGAUGUCUCAACAGAGACUAAAAUGAACAUUUCAGAAUAAAUUAUUACUAUAUGUAAAUUGUGUGUGUUACUUUUGCAUUACAUAAAAAUACAGUAUUUUACUUUGAGAUGUCACCUUUUAAUAUGUAUAAUGCACUUACACUUAUGGCCUGAUGCAGGAGAGCCUUGCACCCUCAAUUCUUAAUGACUGAAAAUGGCUGUUGUAGGAUGCGUGUAACCAUUGCAGGAUCAGGCUGUAGGUCUUCUGUAAAGUAAUUGUAAUUGAGACAGUUUCACCCAUCUCAGGUGCAUAACAAGGCUAAAGGCAGGGUAUUUCAAGAAGUCAAGUGGGAUAAUUGCUUUCAUCACUGCAAACCUGAAACAAUAUUACAUGUAUAAAAAUGAUAUUUAUAAAUUGAAACUUUUUUUUUUAAUUGGGGAUAUAAUGUAGAAUGUGAAAUAGUGACUACUGUGAGAUGAAAUUUUAAUUCUAUUUGAAAUCUUCAUGCAAUUUUAUUUUUUUAAAAAAUUAUAAAGGGAAAAAUACCACAAGAGUUUCAUCACAAAAAGUUUGUUGUAGUGGAAAAAUGAUUUUGUAUGCAAACCAGGACCUUUGCUGCCUCAAGCCUUUUGGAUGCAAAUAUGGUUUGUGCUAGAACAAUGCUAAAAAAAGACAGAUUAGUGCUUUGAUAUACAUAGCUUGAAUUUAAAUAAGAUUUGAUUUAAAGUAGAAACAUGAGAUAACAGAACAUUAACCAUUCUGUGCAUGAUUGAACAAACCAUGAAAUGGCAUCAGUUUUGUUCUGCCUCAGCUGGACUGUUCUUAGGUUAGCAUUCUAAAUAGUUAGUAUUCAGGAUUCAAGAUGCCCUAAUUUUAAGUAGCCCUGAAAUAGAGUAAUUUACCUUUGUGGUAGGCUUAACACUUGCAGUGUACCACAUCUGUGGCUGUUGUGCUUCAUCUGCUAUUAAGCAUUUUUAUCUUAAAUUCCUCAUAAGUCUUGCAGUGUUUAUGAACAGAAUUGAGAUGUCAGCAGUCAGUUAAAAGCCAAUACCAAAAAUCCAAAUUUUUUGAAUAAGUGGUAUCUUAUUUGCUCUUUUAUUCUUUGCAUCUUGUCAAAUUUUUCAAGACAUGCUAUAUUUCUACACCACCUUGCUGGUGUAGCUCUUAACAAACAGCCUGUUAGCAUUCAUAGUAUUUUGCACAUGGUAUCUUCAUAAAACUUUUGAUAUGAACAUUGCUGUUCUUUUCAAGAUGAAAUAGAGACAGACUGUGCUUUGUUUUGAAGUCAGGACUUUCUGUUGGAGUAGAAUACAGAACUCCAUCCUUAUGUUUAAAAUAGAAGACCAUCUUUCCUACAAACAGUGUGAUACAUUUUUGUGAUGUUUUUUAACUGAUAAUAUAGAAUAGAAUAUUCUGAAGGUAUACCAUGUUACCCAGGAUAGUCAGUUAAUACCAGCUUUGCAUCUCCUUUAUCUAAGAAUUUAAAGGUAAACUUAAUCCCUAUAAAUAAAUUCUGAUUUCAGUUUUGUAACUGAGGUAAUCUAAAGAGCAUGAGAACAUGAGGUGAAACUAAAAUAAUUGUAUGCAUAUCAAACACCAGAAUGUAUUUGAAAAUUGAAGUGGCUUCUUUAGAUAGUCUAAGAGGUACUUCUUUUUAAUUGGGAAGUUUCUCUUAAUAUCCUCAAUAACUAACCUAUGUUUGUAGUAAAGACUGAUGAGAUAAACUUUCCAAGUAUAAGGGUAGUGAAACACUAAAUUAUGCUUCCCAUGGGAGUUGUUAAAUUUCCAUUACAGAAGUUUUAAGAAGAAGUUUAGGAAACGUAAGGGGAUGGACUUUAGUAUAUUUCACAUUGCCUUUGUGCAGAGAGAGGCUUAGGUGAUAUUCUGAAAUUCCUUCCUGAAGCAUUUCUCUGAUUCUUAAUCUAAAAUGCUUAGUAUCCAUUAAGAGACUUUUAGAAUAUUUAAGGACAUCCAUGAUGUUUUAUUCAUAUUAGUGAUUAGGAUACAAAGUUAGAUUCUAUGCUUAACUAUAAAAAUGAAUCCUGGACAUAUACAAUCAGAGAAACAGAAGAUGGCUGUAUUACGUAUAUUUGGUUUUGUGUUUUGUUAACGAUAUCUAGAUUAAUGGUUGCCAGAUUUGAUUUAUGCUGCUAAAAGUUUUCUCUUGCUCCUUGGUUUCACUUUAAUGAAGAUGGCACAGCAUGAACCAGGAUAUAAUCAAAGUUGAGGCAAAACAAAGGAAAGCAAGGAGCUAAGAAAACCAAGACUCAUGUUACUGUUUUUUGGGGAUAUACAUUUUGAUAGAACUUUAGUGAUUGGAAUGCAGACCUGCAGUUGUCCUUGAUUUAGUUUAAUAAAGUUUUGUGUUCUUUAUGUGAAAAGUGGGAACAUGUCUUCUGUGAAAACUUUUACUUUUUAAAAUAUGCAUUCAUUCUAGUUUCUUGCUGUAUGCCACAGUUAACAUUAUUGCUAAAUUUUUGUGAAAGCUUUUCUGACUAAAUAUUUGCAAACUUUAAAAGGGAACUUACCUGUUUAUAUUUUUCUUGUACAGUCCUCUAUCAGAAUAUUUUUCUUUGAAACUUUAUAGAUAAUUCUUAAAACUCAGAUUUGCUAGCUUGAAAAUUGAAAGCCAAUGGCCUUGCCAGGAUUUCCUGACAAUAUUGGAAUAUUGUUUAAAGCAGGAGUUGGCUUCAAAAUACAAGUAAUCAAUUAUGCUGUUCUUCAAUAAACUUCAGUUAAUGUAAGUAACAGCACUCAUCUAACCCUUUCUGUGGUCCAGAUCAGCUCUUACCUGGCAGAACUGGAGGGCGGGAGUAGAGUUCAAGCUGCUUUAGUAUGCUGAAUUUGCUCAGUGUGAGAUCAGACAAGCUGCCUAAGGAAGCAGAAAAGAAGAAUCAGCUAGCGCUGGUGGAAAGAGACUAGAUCAAACCAUUACUUGCAAUUCUAAGUCAAUACACUAAGUUCCAGAAUAGUUGUUAACCCUUUUUGAGACAACAAAAGCAAAUUAAAGUUUUGUACUCUUAGCUUGUUCACUUUAAAUUUCUGUCUAGUGGCCUUCUAGCGCUUUACAUUUAAAUAUAUUGUGUUUCAGGGAAGUCCGUUUACCCUAGAAAUUCUGAUGACUAACACUGGAAGUAUGACAGUAGUCUGUGGUUUGUAGAAAAUAAUUUUUUCUUCAUCACAAACUACCAAAUUAUUUUUUCUACCAUGUGUGAAAUUAUAUGUCAGAAUUUUUAAAUUUGCAAUAUUAAAUGCAAUAUUAAAUCCUUCCAGUAGAAUGAUUUACUGUAAUUAGCUGUUUUCUAGAAGAAGCUCAAAAAGGGGAGAGAUCUUAUCCUGUCCCUAAUGAAGAUGGUACUACUCAUAGGGAUGACGUGUAAAAAUGCUCAGGUUAACUCUUUUGUUGUUAGAUGCCUCCCAUAUGUCUUUUCACUCUUCCCAUUAAAUUAGUACAGAGAACCGAAAAUGUUGCUAACAGUCCUGUGUAGACUUCCACCUAAUUUCAUCUACUUACUGUAAUGCCAUGCAAAGUCUUAUCUGCCUAACUGACAGAUUUGUUCUGGAUGAGAGGUGUGAUCUGGAUGAAUCAAAAGUGAUGUGUCCAUUCAUAUGAAACAUGACUUCCUUCCCAUGCUUAGACCUUUGAGGACUUUCUUAACCGUAUCACCCAAAUGUGCUCACUUGCUGCUACCACAGCCAUCUCCUUUGCACUUUUAAGUAUAACCAAAAGAGAUGUCCCCACUUUUUUCAUUUUAAAUCACAUAUGGAAAUGUCAUUCUUGCUUCAUAGUUUACUGUAUGCAGAGUAACAGAUUUUAUCUGUAAACAUGUUUUAGAGAAUGUUAAUGUAGAUAAGGUUGAGUUUUUAGUCUGAAUGUAAGUUGGUUGUGUAUUUGGCUACGUAUUGGAAGUGCAAGGGGAUUUGGUGUGGUGCUGAAGAGCUUAAGAGUUCACAACAGUCAUGUAGGUGUUAGUGAAUUAGUGAUGCCCAGAUCGAUACCAAGUAUGUAUUUAAUACCUACGUUUUCUGCUGUCAACUUUCAUUUUACCAGACAUGCAGUUUGUCCAUUCUGAGACUGGGUAAUGCCUCCCUAGCCUAGUUUUGCAAGUAAUCUGUUCCUUGGGAAAUUUCCAUAUAGUUGGAGGUUCUGGUGUUUAUGAAUUUCUGCCCCUUCCAGGAGUCGAGGAAAUUCUUCUAAUUUUGUUGUUGGUGAAAGCAUUCUUUUUCUUGUGUGCCCAUGGAGUUGCAAUUAAGAUAUGAAGGUGUAGGGGGAGCUCCACUCAGUGAAAUGCACUUCCAUCCAAAGUUACAAGCUCAAGACAUACAUACAAACUGAGCAUCUCUUGGGCCCUACUUCUUGGUGGGAAUUAAGAUGUGUAAAGCUUGAGCUGGUUCUCUGCAAGUAAAUAAAUUGUUGUCCUUUGAGAUCAAAUACAUUUUUACCACCUAUGAAUGUUGUUUCUCUUUGAUGAACUCAGCCCACAAUUGUCUUUCCUUUAGUUUUGUUGUUUGCUUCUGCCUGAGAUGCAUUACUGUUCUUAUCCUAUCUCUGUAAUUAAUUAUUUCUUCAAUUAUUCUGAUGUAUUUUGCUUCACAGUAUCCUAAUUCUGAAUUUAGUCUUGCGAUGCAUAACUUAUUACUGGUGGUGUUAUAUAAAAUUUCCUCCUGAUUGCACCUUGUCAGAGUGGAAUUCUUUUCUUGGCUGUUACUAAAUCUUAGGUGUCUGCUGUAUUAGAAAUAUGUUUUCAUUUAAAAAGAAAGUUAUUGUUAAGACGACGACAAAGCAUAUCGGAAUGGUCUAAGAAACCAUGCAGUUUUAUUUUGGUAGUAGUCACAUUUUAGAUAAAGUGGAUAAAAGCUUAGGGAGAUGCACAUCUCACCAGUAGACCUCUGUUCUUUCCAUGUUUCAUUUUAAAACAAACUACACAAAAUCUAGUUCUGAUGCAGUGUAAUUCCAUAGCAUCUUACUUACCAGAAGUUUGCAAUAAAGCUUAUUUCAUUAUGACUAAUUCUAUAAUUCUAUGACUUUUAGCACAGCAGGCUUAGUUAAUUCCAGUCCUUCCUUAAUUAAUGCAUUAAUUAAUCUCCUGUCUGGAGGCUGUGAGGGGACCUAGAUUUGCUGAUUCCCAGCACACACAUAUGAACAUGAGCUUACAUAGAUAUGCUUAAUCUGCACUCUUCUAUUCAAUCUAGGAUUGACAUACAACUAGAAGCAUUUAAGUAAAAAAAAAGGCUCAGUUGCUGAGUUACAUUUUUUUUUUCUGAUACUUGUAACUGUAUAGUUCAGAAGGUGAGUUCUAAUUUCUGGACUGAUUAGCUGGUACCCUGUUUUUGAAUAGUGUUCUAGAGAAAAAUACACGUAAUGGUCUUAAUUUAUAUACAGAAAGGGAAGUUUAUAGUCAGAAUGUAGAAAUGGCAGCUUAAGGUCAGUAGGGAUUUUGAAAACUACAGGAUUUUGAGUGUUUAAUAACAAUUCUGUACAAAAUAACAUCGCUUGGGGUGAGGGAAGAGGGAAAAAGGAGCUUGGAUAUACAAUAAACAGAUCUUGGGUUUGCCUGUGAAUCUUAGCUCUGUCAUUACUAAGGUCUGUUAUGGCAGCAUUGUAUGGAAAGGCAGGAAGAUAGAUGCAAAGAUAAAGCCCUAAUAUUAAUGGCUAAAAACAUACCAUUUUUAUUUCUGGGAGAGGGAUUUUUAUUUUUUUUUUAUUCCAUUGCAUGUUGAAAGGGGGUUGGUGUCUUUCUGUUCCUUCUAUAAUUGUGCAGUUAAACAAUCAUAACAGAUUUGGAGUUGGACUGGAUGUUCUCCAGAGGUCCCUUCCAGUCCCUACAUUUCUGUGAUUAUUUGACACUCAAAUGUUUCAUUUUAUUUUAAAGUCUUACUAACAGAAAUCCCCUAGCUUAAGUGAAAUCUGUGAAUUCAGUGCAAACACUGUAUUAUUGUGUCAUAUAUAUGUGGAUGACUGAUGGUUUCUUUUUAUCCUACAAACUGACUUUAUGUAGCUGUCAGCUGUUCUACAAGGUGAAAACAGAAGGCCACUGAGUGAGAGGAUGUAAAACAGGUCUGUAGUUAGAGACAUAGUCUUUGCAAUUAUUAGGGAAUUAGAGAUGCAUAGAAGCCACUGUUUUUCUAUUGGUAUUUUUUGGUUCUUCUUUCUCAGCUAAAUGGGGAUUUGGAUGGAGUCCAUUGGGAAUGUGGUGCCUAAAAGUCACCUGCAUACUUCAGUGAAAUACUGUGUACAGUGUCUGCUGUGUUUUCUUAUUUACUCCAUGUAAAUCAAGGGAUGGGCCUAGGUAAUGUAAUCCAAAAGACUUGUAGCUCUCAGCAGAGCACAAGUGAGAAGGGCUGUUUCUAGGCAACUAUCUGAUACCAUGUCAGCUGCUCUUAGCAGCCGAAUUGUAACAAGUCUAAUGUGGAUUUGGAAAUCUUGGGAAUAGCUAUGGCUUUUUAAAAACAUACAGGGUAUCAACUGCUCAUGUGCUUCUACCAUUGAGAUGAACAAAGCUUGUGUUUCUGCUGAUUAAUAAAUACAAUUGUGUAGCUGUUGUCACUCUAGGAUAAGCAUAGGGUAGUAAGUCUCCAGAAAAUGCUAAGGUAGAAGACAAGAUUUUGGCUUGCUAAGAUAGAAGGAACUUAGAAUAGUCUCUGGAUUUCAAGUAAACAGUAUAUGCAGUAUUUUAGAGUAAUAUUUCAUGAAGUAUCAUUCCAUUUUUUAUGUUACAUACACUUUUGAAUCUUUGCUAAUAUGGAUUGCAGAUAAAAUCUUUGUAGCUUGCCCCCUUCCUUUCAGUGUCAAAUGGGACCAACUAAAAUUUCACUCUGAAUCUCCUUUUUAAUUGUAUUUUCUGCACCCCUCUACAGAUCUGUUGCACCAACUUAGCUGAAAACACAGCUUCUGAAUGACAUCACUAGUCCAAUUACAUUGGCAUUUCCAGAAUGACUAUGCAGGGUAACACACAGAGAAAACUGAACAUGCAUUUUCAGUAAAACACAGCAGUUUCAGCUCAAACCAUUUACUUGUGCUUGGUCUGCCCCUUCCGUGCAAAGCAUUUGGAUUUAUCCCAGGUGAAAUGUACUAGUCUCUAUCAAAACCACUUUGAACUUCUGUUUCUUAAUUUCAUAGGACCCUUGAGGUUUUUUUUAAUGUUAUUUUUCUUCCCUAGCUGUGCUUAACAACAGUAAAAUAGCAUCUGUCUAAGCAUACAUGACUUGCUGUUGACUGUGUAUGCAGUGAGGGAAUUUUCUGAAAUGCACACAAUGUGAUGGUUACUCCCUGCCACUUCGCUUUCCAGAGCACAUAUGACAAACAGAGCAACUUCAGGAGUCAUAUGCCACUUCAGAGACCAGGGUCCCUGGUACGAAGCAAAGGCAUUAUUUGCAGUCUUGAAAUUUUGCUACAGACUUACAUUAGUCCUAUCAUCACCAUCGACUACAUCUUAUUUCUUUAAAAUGUUUAAAGUCUCUUAAGUUCUGAUUGCUUUGUCAUCCAAUUUCAGUUAUCAGGGACAGCAGAUACAAUGUGUCUGAGCUAGUGUAUUUUGUGACCUACUUCUGUCCCUGAAAUCCUCAGGCUAGAAAUGCACUGAACUCAAAUCUGAGAUGUUGUGCUUAUAACACUAGAACAAAUGUAGUGACUCGAUGACAUAUACAGUCAUUCUAUAAUGAUGUUUUUAUGAUUAAAUUGACAUGUUUGUACCUAAUGCUUCAUUUUAGGAAUGUUAGUUUCAAGAUACUAUGAAUACCAGCAUCAAGAAAUAAGAUUGGUUUGUAAUAAGAGGACAUGCAGAAAAGUCUCGCUUCCUUCGUGAUCAGUCAUGUAUGCCAUAUGAUACAAUUUACAACUCCAGAAACUCCCAACAAUUUUUUAUGGUUUUUCCAUCUGGAAAAGAUACAAAUAAACAUUUUUGCCAUUA